GGGCAUUCUGGAUAGUCAGGGAAGGUACAUUAGUUAACAACAAAAAAAAACAAAAACUGAAGACCAAAGCAAAGUGUAAUUAAAUACUUUUUUGAUUGUCACUAUCUUGACCAUGUGCUCUACCUCUUCUGUUAAACGACGAACCACAAUGCCCAAAUCAAAGUCAUCAUCACACUGGGCACACGAAUCUGUUAGUAAAUAGGAAGGUAACAGUAGAAAUGAUUACAAGCAAUUAUGUAAAACAUUUGAUGCAGAUUUUCACCUAUAUUGUGGUGUGCUGAGCUUGCCAUCGUGUAUAGGCACAAGUUAACUUCACUGGAAAAGAUAAAUGCAGUUCCUCCUGCCCUUGGAUACUCUUUACAACAAGUGCUUGUUGCAAGAGGGAAGCGCUAUCGGUGACGACGGGUACAAAUAUUUUCGACGUUUCGAGGCAAAAGUGGGUAAAAUUUGAAAAUCACCUACUCACACAUUUCACACUUACUCACACCUACACUCGUUUCCCGCUCUCGCUCCGCGCCUCUCCUUUUACGUUGGCAACUGCUGUAGAGAGGAUGGUGCACCUGUGCUGCGAGAGCGGCAGCUGUUUGUUAUUGUUUUUGUUUCUGUGUUUACGCCCUUUAGCGCAUGUGAUCCCUGUCUUCCACGGGUUUUCUGUCGUUAUUGUGCCGCGACAGUCCACAAGCAUGUCGAUUCCACUGUUUCCCAGCUUGAGACCGAAUAUUUCCAGCCCUUUCUGGCUUGACAUAGACCCUCCGAUUGAUGAGGAGGCCGAAAUCUUGGAACUGGAACGAGGACAACAAGACUGGAAAGUGAGCCUUGGGCGAGUCUUUACUAAUGUCCUACCGAUUGGUAAAACAAACCAUGAUGUAGACGAAGAGGACUUGGACGACCUUGCCGAUGAGGAGGAUGACACAACAAGCAGUGAUGACAUGGAAGAUGAUGACGGCGCAGAUGUGUAUCAGCUUCAGGAAUCUGAGGCUACUAUGCAAGCUCCCUCUCCUCCAGAAAUUACAGAUGUGCCAGCUUUGACUUACUCUGAUGUGGAAACUCUUCCUGCUAAUUCAAUAGAGGCACCCAUCAUGGAGACUUCAGACAGGCCUGAGAUGCAGACUGACAGUAGUAGUGCGCAUGAAUCUGGUUCUUCGCCUCCCACAAAUGGACGACCUUCUCGUAUGAUUGUAGGCAGGCUCAUUCCUGCUCCUCGUCCUGGGACGUCUCAGCAAGGAGCCCGAGCCGCUUUCAUCGACACUGCAGGCCGGCCUGUAUACAGUGGUCGGACCAGCACUGGCUCUGUUUCGCCCACCAGUCGAGCUUACAUUCAAGCUGCCCUGCACUCUCCUACUGGAUCAGUACAUCUCGACAUACCUGAUGGUGAUGAUGACACAGAUGAUGAAGUUCCAGACAGAGGAGCUCCUACCCAUCAAGCUCUUCAGGAAGGACGCUCCUCACAAUCGCCCCUGUAUGAACAAAUGUUAGCAGCAGGACAAAGUAUUCAUCCUUCAGAAUCCAGCACCCAAAUAGACAAUCUAAUUGAAACAAUGCAUCAAGCCCAAAGAGCGCAUGCAGCAGGAGUUACAUCUCCUGUGGAGCGAACCACGGCUCUUGCAGAGGCAGGUUUUUCUAAUGUUGGUGGUUUGAACCAAAGCUCCGAUGAAGAUGUCACCGCACCUUCUGAUGAAAAUUUAUAAUUGCUUGCAGCUCCAAAUGUGACAGCAUUUCUUCCAAGUGAAGAAAUCAAUUUACAAUUUGACUCAAAAAUGUGUUUGUUUGUUCUCUUUUAUUUAUUUGUACUGUCUUACUGUGAUUUGCUUUGCCCUUGAAUAAUUUACAUUGUGAUAUGAUGUGAUUUUUUUCUCCUUGUGUUUUCAUAACAACAAGAAUACACCCAGAAGUUUUCCAAGUGAACAAGAAUUACUAUAAAUUUGCAUGAGUAAAUUUUGCACUCAUGUAACUUGUCCUCUCUGUGUUUGACAGUACUGCAUACUUACAAAACUUCAUGGUUUUUUUCUUUCUUUUUCUUGGGGUAGGUAUUAUUUUUGUCAUAUGUUCUAAUGGGUCACCUUUGUACUGUUUUGACAAAUAUUUUAGCCACCCUAAGGGUUUGUGUUGGCUGCAAAUACACUAUUCCUCCAAAGAAAUGAGUAGAUUUAAGAUGCUUCAUACUUUACUGUAGUUGUCCCAGGUUUUCAGUUUGCAAGAUAUAAAAUAUUGUCAGUCCUCCUUCAUCACAUUUAAUGUUUAGUUCUAGUUUUUUUGUUUAUAAACUGUGCAUUAGUACAAAACAAAGUUAUUCAAAGAAAACUUGACUUACUGGAUAAAUUCCUGCCUCAUAAUUUCUAGGGUAGUGCUAGAGUUGAUAAAAGUUUAUCACUAUAUUUUUUAUAACUUUUGUAAGUUUAAACUGCUCUAUAGUUGUAAAAGAAGAAUGUUUCUGUUUACAUACCUUUAAUGUGCUUUGGGUAUUUAUUAUCAUUGUCUCAGAGCAAUAUAGGAGGUAUUUGAUAUCUAGUCGCAUGCUUUUUAUUAUUUGAAUCUUAGUGACACCUGUUAAUGUUUGGCUUUGUUGUGAUUCUGUGAUUCCAGAAUACUUGUUUUAUUUUUCAAUAGUUUAUCAUUCUCAAAAUCAAUUCUUAUGUGUCUUUGGUUGUACUUUCUGAGAUAUAUAAAUAAAUGGAAAGGAUUGUUAAAAAAAUGUUCUGAAGAAAAGAAAGAACUUAAUAUUGGAGUUGUUUCUGUUUUUGUUUUAUCACAUUUUUGUGUUGAAUUUUCACUGUCCUCUCUGAUCUGAACUAUUUAAUUUUUAUUAAGACUCUAAAGCUGAAAACUUAUCUCAGGUUCUUAUACUUGUCGCAGAAAACGCGUCAUUGAAACAUGCUCACUGUAUUGUUAGCUUUUAUCAAUAAACCAAUGACUGCUA
This is a messenger RNA of Thrips palmi, 2917 nucleotides long. RefSeq lists its product as uncharacterized. The coding region runs from base 552 to 1688 and encodes 378 amino acids. Gene Ontology annotation, biological process: regulation of mitotic cell cycle spindle assembly checkpoint. NCBI's taxonomy places the organism in Eukaryota, Metazoa, Arthropoda, Insecta, Thysanoptera, Thripidae. The transcript has 3 exons. Gene Ontology annotation, cellular component: anaphase-promoting complex. The record is from RefSeq and is a predicted model, not a curated record.